Molecule: messenger RNA, 1123 nt
Organism: Nanorana parkeri
Lineage: Eukaryota; Metazoa; Chordata; Amphibia; Anura; Dicroglossidae
Product: matrix metalloproteinase-16-like
Exons: 5
Biological process (GO): skeletal system development; collagen catabolic process; proteolysis
Cellular component (GO): extracellular matrix
Molecular function (GO): zinc ion binding; metalloendopeptidase activity
Source: RefSeq, a predicted model, not a curated record
UGCUCAGUACGGGGGAUACAGGGGAUGCGGUCUUUCAUGGCACAGGGAUUCUUUAAGGAGGACGAGCAGCUCCGGAGGAGGGGUUAUGCUGAUGAAGGAUGGACAUUCUCGUAGAGGAGACUGAGCAUACAGGGAGGAGAGGAGAGGCAGGCUGGGCACACAGGCCUCUCUCUACACCGGGAUAACCGGGGACACCGUGCAGGGAGGGGGGCUCUUUCUACUUGGCCGCUGGAACGCUUCGCUCGCUGGUUAUGCAUAGGAUCCCAUCUGUGUGUGCCCCCCCGGAGCGAGCCAUCGUUGUGUGCCCAUCGCAGCAGAGCAUCCCUUAUGCUGGGCUAAUUGUGCCAGGCUGCACGGCACGAAGACUGGGGACUUUCUGAAGCAUCGCAGACUCCAGCGCGGCUCACCAUGCUCUUGAUCACCCCGGGCUCUAGACCUCUAGAUAGCUGGCAGUCACUGGUGCUCUUGUGGCAAAGCUUCCUUUGGAUUGUGUGCGCGGUGUGUGCGGAGGAGCAGUACUUCAAUGUAGAGGUGUGGCUGCAGAAAUACGGCUACCUUCCACCAACAGACCCCCGAAUGUCGGUAUUGCGCUCUGCAGAAACCAUGCAAUCCGCUAUAGCUGCUAUGCAGCAAUUCUAUGGCAUUAACAUCACUAGAAAAAUAGACAAACACACAAUUGAUGAAAUCACAAUGAGCUGGAUGAAGAAACCACGAUGUGGCGUACCUGACACAACGAGAGCUAGCUCCAGGUUUAGUGUUCGCCGAAAACGUUAUGCCUUAACCGGGCAGAAGUGGCAUCAUAAGCAUAUCACAUAUAGUAUAAAGAACGUUACACCAAAAGUGGGAGAUACCGAAACACGUAAAGCCAUUCGCCGUGCCUUUGAUGUCUGGCAGAAUGUAACUCCACUGACAUUUGAAGAAAUUCCAUACCAUGAGUUAGAGAAUGGCAAACGGGAAGUGGACAUUACUAUUAUCUUUGCAUCUGGUUUCCAUGGAGACAGCUCACCGUUUGAUGGUGAGGGGGGAUUUUUGGCACAUGCGUAUUUCCCGGGACCUGGAAUAGGAGGGGAUACACAUUUUGACUCUGAUGAACCAUGGACAUUGGGAAAUCCCAACCAUGAUG